CUACCUGGUUUCUAUCACUCUCAUCCUAUAUAUGACACCCUGGUUUCUAUCAUUCCAACCCUGUAUUUGACUACCUGGUUUCUAUCACUCUCAUCCUAUAUAUGACACCCUGGUUUCUAUCAUUCCAACCCUGUAUAUGGCACCCUGAUUUUGAUCACUCCAAUCCUAUCUACGACACCCUGGUUUCUAUCACUCUCAUCCUAUCUACGACAUCUUUGUUUCUAUCACUUCCAAGUGUAGUUACUGUAUUAGUAACCCUCACCUCUAUACUGAUUGGAAUUACUCGACUAACUCGCUGAGACUCGUCCAUGAUUGGUACUUUAUCACCCACAUGUAUACUGAAUGGAUUCUUCCUCGUUGCUCUCGGAGACACUUACGUCAUUAGUACGUGUUUUUUCUCGCUCAGUUUUCAUGCGAUAAAUUUGGGGUCGAUUUGUUCACCCCAUAAUAAAAGAUAAUAGCGUUCCCUAAAAAUUGUGUGUUCGGAUGAUAACGUUUCAACGUGUCCAAGAUGAACGGUGUGUUGGCUUUGUACACCUCAUGAUAAAGGAUACCUGAAAAUUGUAUGCUGUUUCUGAUUAAGAGCUAUGGUUUCUGGGUACUAGAGACUUGCUUAAAUUUAUGCUCCCAGACUCUCAACUUCUUAUCGUCACACAGCGCCCCCACUAGUGGUUGGACGAGCAAAAUUAACAGCCGAAGGAAUAGCAUUACUAUGGAGCCUAAAGUGGACAGCCACACACCAGAAGAGGAGUUGAAAAAGGCUCUAGAGUGGGAGCUCAGUCUCGACAAUAGCGACCUGAGAAGUCAUGCCUGGUACCAUGGAACUAUUCCACGACAGCGAGCGGAAGAACUUUUGAAAGAAGACGGUCAAUUUCUCAUAAGAGACUGCAUCUCUCGACCAGGAGAUUAUGUGUUGACAUGUUUAUGCAGACGAACACCCCUCCACUUUGUUAUAAAUAAGGUUGUUCUUCAACCUUAUACAGUCUAUGAGAGAGUCCAGUACCAGUUUGAAGAUGAGUGUUUUGACACUGUUCCAGAUAUGGUUACAUAUUAUGUUGGUAAUAAAAAGGCAAUUUCUUUAGCUUCGGGAGCUGUGAUAUCUCGACCUGUGAAUCGCAGUAAACCACUGUCUUACUAUGCAUCUCGAUAUGGACUAGAGUGUCAGAUGCAUUAUGCUGUAAAAGCUCUAGAACAGAGUUCUUCAGACCAGAGGGAUUAUGCAGAACAGCCUGUUGUAAAUGCAAGAAUAUCACAACCACCAGAUAUACCUCCAAAAAUAGGGAACUGUGAUGCAAAUAACUCUCCUCAUGGCUCACCAGUUUUGGACACAACACACAGCAGUAUCACAGCAUUUGCAACUCUACGUCCACAUCAUUAUCAGACUGUAACUCAGAAGAUGGGUAUUAUGAGAGUAGGUAGUGAUCCAAACCUUAGUCCCACUAUAGAAAAGAAACGCUGGGAAUGGAGACCUAGCUGUUCCAGAAGUUUUGGUUCAGCCAGUAUAGACAAUGAUCAACCACCACCUAAACCAAGUCGAGUUCCAUCAUUCAAGUACACCCAGAAUGCACCUAUCAUUAAACAAACUGAAGGUUGGCAUUACAGUGGAACAGGAAUAUCUAUUUCUGCAAAUGAACAACGAGAAAAUGGAGAAGAACCAAACAAGAAUUUUUCAGAUAUCAGAGACUCUACAGCAAAAUCUCAAGACUCUAAAUCAGAUGAUUUGCUUAACUUUUUCACCUCAAAAAAGAAGCCUAAUGAAAAAGUGAAACAUAUGUCUUUACCAAGGAAAUUUCAUCGUGCAACCUCAGGAGAAACCAGAUUUUCAUUCCUUGAUUCUCAGAAUGAUGAUUCUGAAUUUGCAGCUAUAGAUAGCAGUGUUGUCUUAACAAUCCCAGAUUUGAAUCCUCCCUCCCAUUUUAAUUUAUCUACUUUUGGCACAUGCUUGUUAUCUGCAGACAACAAACCUCUAGAGAGUUCCACCUUACUCAGAGUACGGCAUCUGUUGAUGGAAAAUGGACCUCGAGUUUUAGCUAACCACUUGACUAAGACUGACCUGGAGGUUUUAAAGAUAAGUUCCAGGCAUAAUCUGGGGUUGAGAGUCACAUCAGGACUGGAACUGCUUACUCUACCUCAAGGAGCUCAGCUACAGCUUGACUUGCUGGACAGGUUAGAGUGUCUAAAGUAUUUUGUUGCUGUAACAAUACUUACUUGUGGAGGUGAGGCAGAAAGAGCCAUGGUUCUCAACAAAUGGAUACAGGUAGCUAUAGACACCAAGACUGCUCUGGGCAACCUCUUUGGGUUUACUGGAAUAAUGAAAGGAUUGGUACUUCCACAGAUAACUCGUCUACGAUCCACUUGGUUUGCUCUGCGUGCUAAUUUUACAGAAAAUGCUUUAACGUAUGAAAGCAAACUGAGGCCAACAUUAACAUCAAUGGAAGAGUGUUCUAAUCCCCUAGCCCCUAACACGUGUAUCCCCUAUCUUGUGUCCUUAAUCACUAUACUCCAACAUCACAAGGACCUGAAUGUGAAGCAGGAAAUACAACCAGUUGAGGAGAAACCCAAUACAGACAGCAAGGAAGCAGAGAAACCUCUCACUUUGGGGCUCCCAUGGGAACAAAAAGCUGCUGAUUAUGGACUACAGCUACUGUUCACCCAUCUUGAAAUGGGAAGGACCUAUAUUCAACAAAAUUCCACCUUUAAGAGAAAUAGUGAAAUUGUCCUUGAAAAUGUCAAAUAUGAUAAACAGUUAUUAGACAUGUUCAAAACAGAGUUUCAUUUGAGAUUUUUGUGGGGCACUAAAGGGGCAAUGGUUGGAGCAAAUGAGAGGUGUUCCAAAUUUGAUCAACUGUUAAAGAUCAUAUCAGAGAGAUGUGAAAGUCACUAGCUACCAACAUUUUAACAAAAAAUUG
Messenger RNA from Limulus polyphemus (Atlantic horseshoe crab), 2909 nucleotides. RefSeq names its product SH2 domain-containing protein 3C-like. NCBI's taxonomy places the organism in Eukaryota, Metazoa, Arthropoda, Merostomata, Xiphosura, Limulidae. Gene Ontology annotation, biological process: small GTPase-mediated signal transduction; positive regulation of peptidyl-serine phosphorylation. Gene Ontology annotation, molecular function: phosphotyrosine residue binding; guanyl-nucleotide exchange factor activity. The record is from RefSeq and is a predicted model, not a curated record. The transcript has 6 exons. Bases 566 to 2884 code for a protein of 772 amino acids.